AUGCUCGCCCAAAGACUGGGCAACAUAUUCACGGCGCCACUUGCGUCGAGGCCAGAUAAUCCCGAUACCAAGAACAACGGCGCAGCCGCCAUUUGCGACCGAGAAGGCAAAAAGGGUGGGGCGGAAGGCGGGUCCGAUUGCAAAAACGAAAUUGCAGGGGGCAGCGACGAGUGCAAGAUAGAGGAGAUGGACGGAGGGAAAGAUGGGGAGAAGUGA
Messenger RNA from Penicillium argentinense, 216 nucleotides. RefSeq lists its product as uncharacterized. The transcript has a single exon. The record is from RefSeq and is a predicted model, not a curated record. The coding region runs from base 1 to 216 and encodes 71 amino acids. NCBI's taxonomy places the organism in Eukaryota, Fungi, Ascomycota, Eurotiomycetes, Eurotiales, Aspergillaceae.